This is a messenger RNA of Acipenser ruthenus (sterlet), 4268 nucleotides long. Its product is annotated as transcription initiation protein SPT3 homolog. Gene Ontology annotation, molecular function: protein heterodimerization activity; transcription coactivator activity. Lineage: Eukaryota; Metazoa; Chordata; Actinopteri; Acipenseriformes; Acipenseridae. Bases 174 to 1322 code for a protein of 382 amino acids. The transcript is spliced from 13 exons. Gene Ontology annotation, biological process: transcription by RNA polymerase II. The record is from RefSeq and is a predicted model, not a curated record.
UGUUUUAGGUCGAUUAUGUAACAGAAUUAAAACUACAACUCCCAGAAAGCAGAUGGCUACUGACGGCGUGCGUGCGAUGAAAGGAGGGGAAAAGCCCUUGCGCGCUGUUUGAUAGGAGUCUGCCGCUGCACGAGGGCGGAACUGUGAUCUGGAUCAAGAGGAGUUAAACAAAGAUGAGCAGUAAUGCAGCCAGCCCCAUGUCAAGCUUUGCUUCUUCAAGUGCUGGAAGAGGAUGUGGAAAACCGACAAGUUUUGUUCCUGAAUUACAAAGCAUGAUGUUUGCUCUGGGUGAUGCCCGACGGCCUCUCCAUGAGACGGCCGCUUUAGUGGAAGACAUUGUUCACACCCAACUCAUUAAUUUGUUGCAACAAGCUGCUGAAGUGUCACAGCUAAGAGGGGCUAGAGUCAUAUCUACUGAAGACAUUUUAUUUCUUAUGCGAAAAGACAAGAAAAAAAUCAGAAGACUUUUGAAAUACAUGUUUUUCAGAGAUUGCAAAUCCAAAAUCCUUAAAAGUAUUGACGACGAAGAAGCCCUUGAAACAGACAAAUUCAGCAGCAGCAAUGCAAACAAACGGCAGAAGUUGGCUCACGAUUUCCUCAGCUCCAUUGAUCAAACCGGAGAGUUCUUGGCCCUGUUUGAUGAUGAUGACAUUGAUGAAGUCAAGCAGGAGAGACUGGAGAGAGCUGAACGACAGACUAGAAUGAUGGAUUGUGCACACUAUACUGAAUUUUGUGAAAGUCGACAGCUCAGCUUUUUCAAGAAAGCAUCCAAAUUUAGGGAAUGGUUGGACUGCAGCAGUUUGGAAGUGAAGCCAAAUGCUGUUGCCAUGGAAAUCCUGUCCUACUUGGCAUACGAGACGGUGGCUCAGUUGGUUGACCUGGCUCUUUUGGUGAAACAAGAUAUGACAGCUAAAGCCGGAGACCCAUUCAGCCACGCAAUAUCAGCAACUUUCAUACAGUACCAUAAUACUACAGCUGAGGCACAUCUUCAUGGGUUGUCUGUAGCAGUAAAGAGCAACAUAGAUUCACCUGAAAACACCCCUCCAUCUACACCCACCACCCCAGCCUCUGGCCCGCAGAGCCAAGGGAAGACUCACUCAGGCACCCUGGGGAAUGGUGGAUUGGGACACAAUUCCAGCAGCAAGGCCAAACAAAGGAAAAGAAAGAAGAACGCUGCAGCCUGUGGUCUGGAGGCUCAAAGCGAUGCCAUCCAGCCCGCCCACAUCAGAGAGGCGAUCCGACGCUACAGCCACAAGGUUGGCCCACUCUCCCCAUUCACAAGUGCCUACCACAGAAAUGAGAUGACAUUUCUAGCCUGUUGAUUGGAGAUGGCUGAAGAAACCGGAAAGGUGGUACUGUUUGAAGACUACAAAGAAAGUCUGCUGGUAAUUCCUUCAUGGUUUUAUUCAUCAUCGAAACCCUUCACACGAGACAUUCCCUGUGUUCCUGAAAAUACUUUGGUCUUCAGGGACUUGGAAACUGCACCCAUAUUCAAAUUAUUUGAGUUCAACAAAAGGAAUUUAAUAUCAAAGUAUUACCGUAAUUUAUUUAGCAGUGUUAGUUAUACAAACACAACUGGACACCUUACAACACGUUAAUGUUUAGAAAGCUAAUGGUUUGUUAAUUUGUAACGUUUUAGACUAAAGUAAAAUGUAAAAAAACAAUUGCCAUUACUAAUCAAACUACAGUGCUCCCCCUUUAUAAGGCGUCCCAUUAUACUGCAGAACAGGUUAUAAGAUGCUACGGUCAUGGCUCCCAUUUGUCCCAUAAUGCCAUUACACUAACGUUAUUAUGCUCGUUCUAAGGCAGAAAACAAAUAGCACAGUCUCUUAUCUAUGACUCCUGACUACAGCAUUAUAAAGGGGGAGCACUGUACAUGUUUAUCCUCAUACAGAAUCUGUUUCAUUAGACCCUCAUGUUGUAUAUCAAGUUGGUUGUUCGGAAUUGGUUGUUCGGAAUCCUAAAGUGUUUUUGUUUUUUUGCAUUUCAGUCAAAUAUGCAGUAGGUAGCUCAAUCACAAAUGUGCAUGUGGGUACAUUUAGAUUUUGAUUAAUCAUUUUUGAUGAUGGGUUAUUCUAACCAAAAUAGAAAUGGUUCAAAAUGUGCCUGUUUAUUGAAUUUAUAGCUAAAGUUAAUUAAAUGUGGGCCUCUAAGUGAAAUUAAGAGUGCUAUCAAAAUUUGAAUGUUCUGUGAAAAUGUCCUUUUUUGUCAUCAUGGACCCCUUUUCACAAAGUAAUUUAAAUAAUGUUUUUAUAGCGUUUGAAAGUCAUGUUCUUGAAUGCUGUUAAGGAGGCUUGCAACCAGAGGUUUUUACAGGUCCAAAAUAACAAUGGAACCAGCAUAGUUUUUACCCGACCCCUACCGAAGUAUAACUUUUAAUAAUAACCCCGGAUCUGACCCGAACCCGAAGAAUAAUGAUUCACAUGCAUUUGGGCUUUCCCCAUAAUGAGUGCAGUCCCAAAAAUGUAAACUAUACAUGGCCAUAGAAAUACUAUGUAGGGGACGUAGACAGAGAUGCACACACAUCGGGAUUAGGUAUCUACUCUUGAGGAGCUUUGCCUCACACACAAACACUGCACAAUAUCACAAAUUAAAGGCAUAAUUAAAUCAAACAAACUAACAAACAAAAACCCAAACACAACAUAUACUUACAUAUAAUGUACUUACACAUAAACAUUCAAAAAUAAUAGUUUAGACGUGCUAUUUCUAGAGAAGUGUGCUGAUUCUCAAGUGUACUACGACCGGCAAUAAUAAAAGCAGCCUCGCUAGCAACACCUGAUGCUAGAACACACAUGCGCAUGUCUUCCACUGGUACUGUGAGAAGUUUAAUAGAAAUGCAUUGCCUUUUUUCAUUAUGGAGAUGGGAUACACAUGUAAGACAUUAAUUUAAUUAUGCAUGACAAUUUUCUACGUGAAACCUUUUUGGUUUUGGGUCUGACUGUGAAGACCUCUACUCGCAACAGUAUAUUCUUUUUGCACUCACAUCAAAAUGGACCCAUGCUAUAGAUAUUCCAAAGAGUUUCCCUGGGUACAACACACCUUUUCCAAGCUCUACAAUAUUAACGCACUCAUCCAACUUCUUAUUUGGAACAGUAGUUCUUUUCAUAGAAUACUAUAAAUGUAGGAUUCUUUAGGAAAAAAAAAAAGUGUGACCAUCUGCUGCUGAAUAGGACAUAAACGAAGGCAUUUCUGCACAUUUGUGUGAACAAAAGCAAUCCAUUCAGCAGAAACCAAGGUCUCGUUUACAAAUCAUGUCACAUUUAAUGAUAAUCUUCCACACUGUCUAGUACAGUAAUCCAUUGAGUUGGUAAUGCACCCUAAUUCCUUUAACCUUUUUACCUCACAAAGUUAUGUUAUUGGCAUGUGUUCUCUUUGGAUCCAUUGUGAAGUUUUCAUUACUACUUUCUGGUAAUCCUUUGAUAUUUCUGGAUACUGUUUAGAAUUCUCACUGAAUAUGAGUUGUUUGUCUUCUCUAAUCAAUGCUAUUUUGUGUUAUCAAUUAAGUUGCAUAAACAAUAUAAUAUUUACAUAAUAAUGGAUAUGCCUGAAUGUAGUGCUUACUAGAUGCAGUGUUAAAACUCAGACUCAGUCAACACCAAUCAUCCAGGUGUGGUGCUGCUUCACAGGAUCUGGAUGUGCAGAUCCGUAUUGCUGCUGCCUCUGCUUACAGAAUCUGAUGUUAUACACUUUGUUCCUACAAGUCUAAUCAGACUAUGGAGGGGGACUUUGUCUGAUGAGCAUCUCAUCUGAUUGUACCUGUAUAGAAACCUUCAUUUACUUGUCUAUCAAAGCACACUCCUGGCCUAUACUGAGAGUUUCUGAACCACGUUUUGCAAACUGCAAUGUUGCAUACUGUAGUUGUUGUAUGUCAGGUUAAAAGUUGCGUUUUACACUUUUUUGGUGUGUGAAGCUGUGUUUUUCAGUUUGCAAAUUUGGUUUUACUGUACAACGCUGUUUCGCCAUCAUCUAGGAGUGAAUAAAACAUUCAAGAAGAUUAAUGAAAUAGGGAAUAUAGUUUUCCAGAUUUUGCAUUGCCUCAUCCUGCAACCACACUUAAAUAACUGCCUCUUAGUGAUGUUUUGCACAGAACUCAACAUAAAGGCAUGACGUAAUUCCGGAAUGUGAUCUAGAAUCUUUAUCCUAUCCACGCAGUAUAUUUGAGAGGUGUAUGGGAAAAACUUGAUAACCCAUAAUUUCAUUUUCUUUUGAUAACCUAUCCUUGUGUACUAUUUCCACUGAAAUAAAAACUGAAAUUUGAAAAACUGAAA